This is a messenger RNA of Drechmeria coniospora, 2211 nucleotides long. RefSeq names its product putative BCS1 protein precursor. Lineage: Eukaryota; Fungi; Ascomycota; Sordariomycetes; Hypocreales; Ophiocordycipitaceae. The record is from RefSeq and is a predicted model, not a curated record. The coding region runs from base 1 to 2211 and encodes 736 amino acids. Gene Ontology annotation, molecular function: ATP hydrolysis activity; ATP binding. Gene Ontology annotation, biological process: mitochondrial respiratory chain complex III assembly; protein insertion into mitochondrial inner membrane from matrix. Gene Ontology annotation, cellular component: mitochondrial inner membrane. The transcript has a single exon.
AUGCUCGCCAGAGGCCCUGCUCGACCUGCAGCCCGGCUCUGCUAUAAACCGAAGCUGUCCCCUCCGUCGCCACGGAGAGCCGACGGCAUCGACAUCGAAGCCCGGCCCCCCUCCCCCGCGGUCCCCGACUCGUCGUCACCCAACACCAGCGGCCCGCUCGUCGUGAUGGAGUCCAACGAACCGGUGGCGGAAGCGGCACCGUCGGCGAUGCCUCUGCUGCACGGCGUGCCCGGCGCUCCCUCGCCCCAGUUCGCCCUUCUCAACUACUUCUUCCCGGGCUUCUCCGUCUUCAUCUCGGCCGCCAACGCCUACAUCGGCACCGACGUCAACCUCUACAUCCACAGCCUCAUCGCCCUCUGCGGAGCCGUCGUCGUCUGGAGCUACGCACGCUCGUUUGUCUGGAACCUCGUGGAUGAGCAUCUCAUGUCGUCGGUUAGGAUCCGGACGGACGAUGAGAUCUAUAACAUGGUGAUGCUGUGGCUGUCGAAGCAAAAGUUCUCGCAGACGUCUCGCCACUUCCUCGCCAACACGAACCUCAACUCGCGGAGUCGUUUCAUGUACCGCUACAACGAUUCGAGCGACGAGGACGACGACGAGGACGACAACGACGAGGACGAGGACGGCGGCGGCGAGACGGUCGGCGAGACGGUCGGCGACGCCAACGGCCAUCAGAAGAGCGCCCUGCACUACACGCCGGCCUUUGGCUCCCACUACUUCUGGUACAGGGGCUACCCGCUCAUGUUCGAGCGGCACCAGAACCGGCAGGAGGUCAACCUGCAGUCGCUGAGCGAACGCGAGGAGCUCUCCAUCUCGUGCUUCGGCCGGAGCCCCUGGAUCCUGAAGCAGCUGCUCGUCGACGCCCGCCAGAUGCACCUGAAAAAGGACAAACGCAAGACGCUCAUCUACCGGGGAAACCUGACCGAGACGUACUGGCAGCGUUGCAUGUCGCGUCUCAACCGCCCCUUUGCCACCGUCAUCCUCAACGAGCAGGCCAAGCGGGAGCUGCUCGACGACGCCGCCGACUACCUCAACCCCUCGACGCGCCGCUGGUACGCGAACCGCGGGAUCCCCUACCGCCGAGGCUACCUCCUCCACGGCCCCCCGGGCACGGGCAAGAGCUCGUUGAGCCUCGCGCUGGCCGGCUACUUUCGCAUGAAGAUUUACAUUGUGAGCCUCAGCUCGGCCUCGGCGACCGAGGAGAACAUCACGACGCUCUUCAACGAGCUGCCCACCCGCUGCAUCGUCCUGCUCGAGGACAUUGACAGCGCCGGCCUCACCCACACGCGCGAGGACGCGGCCGCCCCGAAGGCGGCCUCGACGCCGCCGCCGCCGCCGCCGCCGGCGCUGGCCGGAGGAGGCACGGCUGGCCCGACGCCCCCGGCCGGCGGCCGGCUGUCGCUCUCGGGCCUCCUCAACAUCCUCGACGGCAUCGCCUCCCAGGAGGGUCGCAUCCUCGUCAUGACGACGAACCACAUCGAGAAGCUCGACAAGGCCCUCAUCCGUCCCGGACGCGUCGACAUGAUCAUCCCCUUUGGCCUCGCCGACGCGGGCAUGACGGCCGCCAUCUUCCGCGCCAUCUACGCGCCGUACGAGAACGAGCACGCCCUCCUUCAUCGGCCGCGGCGUGGCAAGAGGAGCAGGGCCAAGGACGUAUGCGGCCACGCCGACGAGGCGGACCAGAACGACGGCGUCGCGGAGCGUCUCAGGACGCGCGAGCGCGUCGACGGUCUCGCGAAGCGCUUCGCCGCCAACAUCCCCGAGCUCGAGUUCAGCCCGGCCGAGGUGCAGGGCCUGCUGCUGCGGCACAAGCGUGAGCCGGAGCGGGCGAUUGACGCCGCCGCCCUCUGGGUCACGCAGAUGCGCAAGGAGAGGAAGGCCAAGGAGGAGGAGCUCGAGGAUACGUCGAAGCGGCCAAAGGAGCAGCCGAUGCCGUCCGAUGCCGAGGGAGCCAAGGUCGAGGACGGUGGGGCUGCCAAGGCGUCCCCGACGGCCAAGGAGUCGGCGGCGCCGGAGCCCAAGGGCACGGCGGAUUCGGUCGAGAGGGAAAAGGCAGCCGAGACGCCGUACGAGACGGACGAGGACACGCCGCCGUCGUCGGUCGACAGUCCCGUCGUGGACAGCAAGGCGGAUGGCAUCGGGAGCGCCAAGGUGCUCGUCUCGCCGUCGGAGGCAGUCUCCGGGACGGCGGCGGAUGCCGCCACGACGGACUAG